Molecule: messenger RNA, 960 nt
Organism: Aureobasidium uvarum
Lineage: Eukaryota; Fungi; Ascomycota; Dothideomycetes; Dothideales; Saccotheciaceae
Source: the annotation of a GenBank genome assembly
AUGAAUCGCAUCCUGUUUCCCGAGCAAACAGAGAGCCAUGAAGUUACCACGCCACCAACAGUAGUCGGAGCAUCAGAGCAUGCCCAAAUCGCUGCACGCAUAUCUGGUUUCGUUGAGUCUCUCAAGACGUUAGACCUCGACUUCUCGGCCAUUCGUCAAAAGCUCACCAAACCAUUACGACCGAUUUGGGUGACGCCAACAUCGUCCCUUCCGGCUUCUCCUCCAGAGUUCUCCUCUUUCCAUCCCGUGAUUCUCCUCACAGCAUCUUCGCGCGUCUCUGGCUCAGAAUCAACGUCGGAGACCGGAUACGUUCAGGGCGCUGCAGACGACGCAGAAGCAUGGGCUCAAGGUCUGACCGCCCCUCUCUUCUGGCAAAAUAUCGAGACUCUGCUUUCAACACCCGAAGAUAUGAUCGAGGAAGUAAUUGUAGGUUUGGUGGCCCAAGUUGACGGCAACAAAGGGGCGCAGCUCACUGGCAUCGGACCUGGAAAGCGAGUUGCGAUUGGCACGAUAGAUGCAGCAGAGACCGACGCACUUGAAACAGAUAUCGUAAUUACGGUGUCGCCGAAAGAGAGCGAGGUGUUGCGAUCAAAGCUGAAAACACGAUACUUGCAUCUUACUCUUGCAGAUGGAAAAGUAGGGAGCCGGCAAUUGCGACACAGUCUACCCAAUCUCAUCGCCUCGGUCAAAGCACAACUUUCUGCAUCCCCAAUACCUCGUAUCGUGGUUGCAGAUGUUAACGGCAAAGAUCAAGGCGUGGGUGUCGCAUUGGCAAUCUUGUGCUUGUUCAUUACCGAUGAUGGAAACGUAUUAAGGCCAGGCGAGGAGGUCAAAGAACCGCCCAAUGGACUCAACAAGCAGACCAUCAAACAGAAACUCAGCUGGAUCUCGGUGGCUAAGCCGGAUGCCAAUCCCAGUCGGACAACACUGCAAAGUGUGAAUGCCUUUCUGCUUGGAUAG